Messenger RNA from Malaya genurostris, 1161 nucleotides. RefSeq names its product DNA-directed RNA polymerase III subunit RPC7 (gene Polr3G). Gene Ontology annotation, cellular component: RNA polymerase III complex. The transcript has 3 exons. Gene Ontology annotation, biological process: transcription by RNA polymerase III. NCBI's taxonomy places the organism in Eukaryota, Metazoa, Arthropoda, Insecta, Diptera, Culicidae. The record is from RefSeq and is a predicted model, not a curated record. Bases 256 to 918 code for a protein of 220 amino acids.
AGCGGUUUCCACGUUUAUCACUCCACAAGUUGUGAAAUCAAAGAAAGAUCACAAUAAUCGAAUCACAAUCACAAUAAUCGAAAGAGAGAGUAAUUAAGGAGAAACUGUCACUUGCUUAUACGCCCUAAUGAAAAAUCAACCGAGUAAACAGAAAACGGCAGUCUUUGUUUAUGUUGAAAUCAUGCUUUACUGUUGGUUCAAAAUCGUUCAUAUAUUUGCUGGAAAAAACCACUUAAAUUCUUAAGUUACUUCGUCAUGGCUGGUCGAGGCCGUGGGAAAUCCUCCGGAACACUAACUCAGGAACAGCUGCAGUCUAUGGGGGUAACGAGAAGUGAAAUGCAAACGGUUUCCUCGGCCGCACCCCCUCCCUUGUACCCAUUAUUGCAAUCAAAGCCGGUUCCUUUAGAGUCUAACCCAGAUCGUGACUACAAAAUCUUAUGGAAAGAAGAUUUCAUUUCGUACCUACGGGAGUCACCAUACUACUCAACCAUGAAAAGCUUCAAAGGCCCAGUUCAGCGAUACUCGGACAAAGUCAUAAAUGUUAUCGAAAAUGAUCCUAAACGGAAACAGGACGGUGGAUUUAUAUGGAGUAUGAUGCCAGCAGAAUUGAAACCGUCAUUCAAGCGUAGUAAAGCUAAUCCCAGCAGCGAAACUCAGAUCAAAGCUAAGCGUUCUAAAACGGUUGACAUCGAUGCCAAAUUGAACGAAUUGGAAAAGAAAGAAUCGUUUUUAGAUGAGUCAGAGGUGAAAAAGGAGAAGAAUACCGAAUCCGACGAAGAGAAGGGCGAUGACGAGUUGGAAGAAGAGAUGGUCGAUGAAGAAAUGGACGACGAAAACGAUUAUGGGAAUAACUACUUCGACAAUGGGGAGGCUUACAACGAGGAGGAUGAUAAUUUGGAUGAUGGCCCUGUUUAUUGAAAGGGUUAUCGUAAGUGCUUUAGUUUUUCUUUAUUCAACAGUUCAUAACCUCUAUACAUUUUUUUCUGAACUGAAUAAUAGAUAAUAUUUGCACUCGUCCACAUCGGAAGAGGAUUCUAAUGUUUGAUCGCUUACUUAUAUCCGUCGAACCAGCCCUUAAUUCUGCGACGUGUUAAUAAUGUAACGUUAAAAGUGAAGGUGCAAGAAAAAAAUAUAACUUCUAACUGGUAUGGUCGAUAUCUA